ACAGGUCUAGUCAGCGAAACCAGGACACUGAUGUGUCGUGCCAUCGCGGUUGCGCUGAUAGUUUACCUAGCCCAGCAUUAUAUUCUUGCGCACGCUGAGGUCAUUGCAAGUGGGCGCUUGGAAAAAUGCGUCGUCGAUGGUGUUACCGAGGAGCUGGACUGCCAGGAGAAGGUGGUGGUGACACUGACGGUCGGAAAUGGGCAGAGCCUGCAGACCGAGGCUCUGGAAUUCUCGCUCAGCUGCCUCAACAGCCCCGACGGACGCUGCCCCUGCAGCUGCAGCGCCGCCGACCCUACUUGCGCAUGUCGUGACCUGGCGGCGCCGCUGCGCGUGUCGCUUACCAAGUCGCCGCUGUGGGCCUCCUACCCGCUGCAGUACUUGUCGUCCUUUAACUGGAAACCCCUGGAAGUCAUCCUGCGCCCCAGCAACAAAGUUUGCAAGGACGGCGACUGGGAGGACUCGCCCACGUGUGGCUGGUUCAGCCAGGGCGGUGUGCGGGUGGCGGACAGCCAGGGAUUCUGCUGCGAGUGCAGCAGCAGCCAGGUGUGGGACGACACCUUCGGGUCCAGCAAGGAGCGCACUCGCGCCAACCUGGACUGUGACUUCUGGAGCGACCCACUGGACAUACUGAUUGGCCGCAAGCCGGUGUCCGCACACUGCCUCACAUUCGACCCGCAGUGGUACAGCGGCUAUGAGCUGGGCGCCGCCUCGCUGCAGUUCGAGAUCGCCAUCACCGUGGAGGUACCCACCGCCCCCUCCCCCACCCCAGCCACCACCUCCGCCACUCCCCGCACCACCAACAACAGUAGCGCCAACAGCACCAACAGCACCAACAGCCCGGCGCCGCAGUUCCUGUCCCCGCCUGCGCCCAGCACGCGGGAAGUGUUGCAUCUGGGUCCCUCGGUGCCUCUGGCCAGCAGCGCGAGCCGCCUGCUGUCCGCCAAGCUGCUGGGCGACCUGGCCAUGUACACACAGCUGCCCGCAAUCAGCAACCAGGUGCUGAUGGUGCCGCAGCCGCCAGCCGCCGCCGCCGCCACCGGCUCCCCCCUGGACGCCACCCUGGCGACCAACCGCUCCGCCUGGAUGCUGCUGGACAAGACCAUGCUCAGCAUGGACGGCCUGGCCUGCGACAAGGUGGGGACCGGCUUCUCAGCCUUCCGCUACCAGCCCAGCGGUUGCGGCCGUGCACCCCAGACCUGUCUGUCCGGCCAGCUCAAGGACCUGUGGGAGGCGGACCUGGCGCGUAUCGCGGACGGCCGGGUGCCGCUGUACAUGAUCACCAGGUUCACUGGCGGCAGCGACACCACGCUGCAGUCCUUCUCCGGGGGCCCGCUGUCGUUCGCGCUGCCUGUCACCAGCCAGAGCCAGAGCCUGGUGACGCUGAGUGUGGCGGCGGACGGCGUGAGGCUGGUCACCAACCGCAGCCCGGGCAAGAUCACAGGCGCGGCGGUGUGUCGCUUCGCCGGCACCUCCUGCGGUGGCUUUGAGGCGGUGGCGGCUCGCGGCUACAUCUACGUCAACAUCACCAACACCGGUCGCCUGGACAGCGACUACACACUCACAGUGUCCAACUGCUCGUCCAACGUGCGGCCCAUCGAGGCGCGCGCGCUGGCCGUACGCGCGGGAUCCGCCGCCAGCCUGGAUCCGCCCAUGGAGCUGUACGUGGAGGACCAGGCGGCGGCGGCGGCGCGCACUUGCACAGUCAGCCUGUACGACUCAGUGGGCGCGGUGACGGAUUCGCUCACGCUGUCCUUCUACACAAACGCCACCCAGCUGGUCGUCAAGCCCUCCGGCGGGUACAACGGCACGGGGGACGGCGUGGGCGUGAAGCGCAACGGCACCGAUUGCAGCACGGCCUGCACCAACCCGAUUGACGUGCUGUGCUUCGUGACCAAGAAGUGCUGGUCCAAGUUCGGGCGGCUUCUGGGCAUCAUCGGCGGCGCUCUGGUGGGGCUGGGGCUGCUGGCAGUAGCACUCAAGUUCGGGUGGCUGGCCUCCCUGGCGGCCUCGUGUUGUGGGGGAGGAGGAGGAGGAGGAGCAACAGGCGGGGCUGGAGGCGGCAUGGGGCUGGGGACCGGCGGCGGCGGAGGCUGUUUUGGAGGCGGGCAGCAGCAGCAGCAGCAGCCGCCUGCUGCUAGCCAUGCCAUGUCGCCACCGCAGCAGCAGCAGCGCUCGCAUGCGGAGGUGGCAGCAGGGGCUGCAGUGGCAGGAGCAGGAGCCGCCGGUGCAGCAGCGGCGGUGCUGGGAGCCAAGCAUGGCGGCGGCGGCGGCGGCGCUCGUGGCAAGCAGCAGCAUGCCGACACCCGGCACUUGCAGGACCGCGACUCACGGGCCAUCGACGGCGGAGCAAGCAUUGGCAGCAGCAGCGCCGGCGGCAGUAGCAGCCUAAGCAGCUACAGCCAGCCUCGUGAGGCGGGAGGCAGGCUGCUACAGCCGCCGGCAGCAGCAGUGUUUGUGCCUGAAGGCGGCGGCGGCGGCGCUGCCGGCGACGAAGGUGCAAGGGCACAAAGCAGCGAUUGGGAUGCUAGAGGGCGCUCUCCUCGUGUCGCAGAUGAGCACGGCAGCCCUCGACAGCGGUACGACGGGGUACGGCAAUCGCCGUAUAUGGUUUCGGCAAAUCCGUACGACGGCUGGUAUGAUGGCGGCAGUGGUGGUGGCGGUGGUGGUGGCGGCGGCGGUUAUGGGCGUGAGGCGCCGCCGCCGCAGGGGCCACCGCCGCAUCCGGUAGGGGCACCGCCGCCCCCGCCGCGGCGGCGGAGCCUGUGGGAGCGCAUGUGGCUGCAACGUCCGGGCGGCGGCGGCGGCGGCGGUGGCGGCGGUGGCGGCGGCGGUGGCGGCGGCAGUGGUGGCGGCGUCGAUCAACAUGGUGGUCGCAGUUGCGCAGAUGCCGCAAGGCGGGGAGGGGGAGGCCCAGGCGGCAUGCGUGGAGUGGAGGGACUUAUGAGUAACGGAGGCCGACCCAACGGGCCACACCCACACGCCCCGCCUCCGCCACCUCCGCCACAGCAACAGCAGCAGCAGCAGCGCCAGCGGAGGAGCUUCCUGGAGUCACUCACAGCCAUGAUGACACUGCCUUGGGGGGGCGGUCGUGAGGAGGAGGCCGGUGGUGACCGGCGCGGUGGGGGCAGGGGUGGAGCGGCGGCGGCGCACGGGGGCCGCGGCGCAGGAGGCGGCAGGGGCCACCCGCCUUCGAUAGGCUCCCCGCCGCCGGGGCCGUUGCAGCCGCCUGAGUAUGGGCCGCAGGGAGGCCAAGCGCGGCGGUGGGGGGCAGGCGGCGGGCGCGGAGGAGUUGGCGGCGACGGCGGCGGGGGCGGGGUCGGCGCGGCUGCGUACGUGCAGCUGUCUACCGGCGGGCGCGGCGGGGGCGGUGGAGGGGGGCGAGGACGUGGCGGCGGGCGUGAGGGCCCCACGUGGCACAACCCGGUGUACGACUGGCAGGCGCCGCCCAAGUAGCCAACGAGGUGGCGGUGUGGAGCGUGCUGCAGCUGUGAAGCGGGGUGUGGAGCUGUGAGCAUGUGGGCUGUGUCCUGCCAUGUGCAACGAAACCCCUCGCCAAAGUGCCCAUAUGUGAAUGGCUGUGCGCCUGAGCAGCUGUACGGAUACGUUCUUUGGUUUAGCUGAUAUGUAGCCGCCGCGAUGGCGGUGCAAGUGGAUGUAAGGCGCAAGGGCUCGUGCAUUUCAUGUGGCGCACUACUGUGCAGUUUUCCUGGUGUGAAGCAGCUUACAUCGAACUCUUUAUGCGUGGCGUGAUUCGUGAGCAUGAAUGGUGGGUCCUCUGCCUCUUAUGCUACUGGCUUCGUAUGCCCCUGCAUGAGCGCAAGCUUUGGCUGGGAUUGGCUUCGUACAUGUGCUUGUUCCUAACAGACGCGCAUGACCGUGACCAAGAGGCAAGGAUAAG
Molecule: messenger RNA, 3898 nt
Organism: Chlamydomonas reinhardtii
Lineage: Eukaryota; Viridiplantae; Chlorophyta; Chlorophyceae; Chlamydomonadales; Chlamydomonadaceae
Exons: 14
Coding region: 31-3453 (1140 amino acids)
Source: RefSeq, a predicted model, not a curated record